AUGUACUUUUGUUGUUUUGAGGUGUUGAUUAGUCAUCGAAAAUACCUACUACAAAUUUUCAAUAUAACCGUAGAUGAAGGAUCUGUAAAACCUGUCAAUAUCACGUCGGAGCAGAAACUUUACAGAGAAAACAGUUUAGUUCCUUGAGGAGAAGGAGCAGUACGUAUUGCGGUGUUGGGUGUCGAUUCAUUCAGGAAGUCGAUCGUUAAGGAAUUGGCAAAUGCUACCUGCUUACCAGGGCAUUUUUUUGUUCCAUUACUACCUUAUAUUUACUCAUAUCGUUAUCACCAGAGCAAGAUUAAAUCAGAAAAUUGA
Cercopithifilaria johnstoni is the source of this 315-nucleotide messenger RNA. Lineage: Eukaryota; Metazoa; Nematoda; Chromadorea; Rhabditida; Onchocercidae. The record is from the annotation of a GenBank genome assembly.